UUAAGAAUUAGUAAGAAUUCCAAUUCUAAAUCUCAACCAAAUGCUCUGCUUCUCUCUUCUAUUGUGCUCUCUUUCACAGUCUCUCGCUCUCUUUCACGCGCACACGCUGACGCAGAUUAUUCGAUUUUUAUCAAGUGCAGAGGAACUCCCAAGCUGGCUUCGUGUUCGUGCAAUUCGAGAUUCACACUUCACUGUGAGCUUAGGUUACUGUUGGUGAUUCUGUUGAACGCCCAUGUCUUCCACCUUUAGUCCCUGUCGGAGCCCAGGAAGUUCGAGGAUACAGUUAAUUGGCGUCGGAAGUGUUUCCAGGUUGAGAUCUUCGUCGGUCAAGAAGGUACCGGAGCCUUUGCGGCGAGCCGUCGCCGACUGUCUCUCCUCCUCAUUGGCCACUUCGCACCAUGGCGGCCCCUUUUCCGCUGUGGUCAAUGAAGCUGCCAGGACUCUUCGGGACUAUCUGGCAGCUCCUGCAACAAUAGACUUGGCUUAUAACAUCAUUCUUGAACAUACCGUCGCAGAGAGGGAGCGCAGUCCUGCAGUGGUCACAAGGUGUGUGGCACUUUUGAAACGGUACCUUCUAAGAUACAAACCGAGUGAGGAGACAUUGAUUCAGAUAGAUCGGUUCUGUUCAAACAUAAUUGCUGAAUGUGAUCUUAACUUGAAUCGGCCAUGGUCACAAUCUUUGAAGCCACAGUCUGGCUCACCAACGUCUACAAAUAUGUCUCCUUUGCCUGUAUCUAGCUUUGCUUCCGAGGCACUAAUGAAGUCACUGAGUUAUAUUCGUUCCCUUGUGGCUCAACACAUCCCAAAGCGGUAUUUUCAGCCAGCUGCAUUUGCUGGGGCACCUUCUUCGUCUGCACAAUCUCUGCCAUCAUUGUCAUCUUUGCUAAGUAAAUCCUUCAAAACACAAUUAUCUCCAGUGACUGCUCCUGAAGCAUUAGAGAAUGAUUCAAUUGCUUCAUCUGCUUCAAAGUUAUCAAAAAUCGAAAAAAUUGAUGAAAAGGAUGAACUUGAGUUCAUUGCCCAUGAUGUCCUAAAAUGGCGCUGGCUAGAGGAACAUCAUUUAUCAUCAGUACCAUCAGAAAAUGAUCAUGCCGUGAAUUCUCAAGAUGUAGGGGCAUAUAGUUUCUUAGAAGUAGGCGCUGCAGCAUUACUUGUGGGAAACGUUGAAUCUAAGAUGAAAGGGCAGCCGUGGAAAAUUUUUGGAACUGAUGAUAUGCCCUACUUGGAUCAACUUUUGCAGUCCUCCCCAGUUACACCAAUUACUAAUUCUGCAUCUUCUCAUCCUCACUUGAGAGCAAUAACAGCAUCUAAACGCAAUAAACCAGGCCCUCGUCAAAUUUGGGAGGAUUCUCCUAUGAGUACGUUCCGUCCCCGAGCUCGACGACUCUUCCAGUAUCGUCAUUACAGUGAGCAACAACCUUUGCGGCUGAAUCCUGCUGAGGUACGUGAAGUUAUUGCUGCAGUUUGCUCAGAGUCUUCCUCACCAAGUACCAAUGUGAUGACACUGACAAGAAGACUGAGCAAUACCAGUGGAAAUCCAUCGAUGGAUGUGGCUGUGAGCGUCCUCAUUAAACUUGUUAUUGACAUGUAUGUUCUAGAUUCUCGGACAGCUGCUCCUCUCACUCUCUCUAUGCUUGAGGAGAUGCUCAGUUCUUCUAAAUCAGCUUGCAGGAUUCGUGCUUUUGAUUUAAUUUUAAACCUGGGGGUUCAUGCUCAUCUUUUAGAACCUAUGAUGGCUGAUGAUGCUUCUGCAAUUGAAGAAGAUUAUUCUCAAGAGACCUGUUAUGACGACUCUCAACUUCUGGCCCAAGGGAGCAGAAAAGGAAAUUCUCCCAAUAUUAACAUUUCCUCUGCAAUUGAAAGUUUUGAGCAUUGGAUUUUAAAUAUUUUGUAUGAGAUACUACUUCUUCUUGUCCAGAAUGAGGAGGAGGAGGAAUCUGUAUGGGCAUCUGCACUCAGCUGUUUGCUUUAUUUUGUAUGUGAUAGAGGAAGGAUCUGGAGAAAUCGAUUGCAAGGUCUUGAUAUAAGGGUUAUCAAGGCACUUAUAGAAAUCAGCUGGAAGAAUUCUUGGGCAGAAUUUGUUCAUUGUAAGCUUAUUUCUAUGUUAACCAACAUGUUUUAUCAAGUUCCUGAUGAAGCUUCUGAAGCUGUACUGAGCACGCCUAAGUUUCUUGUGGAUCAGCUUGAUCUGAUUGGAGGAGUUCAAUUUAUUUUAAUUGGGUAUUCUCUUGCAAACUCAAGUGAAGAGAGGAGAAAUUUGUAUUCAGUGCUUUUUGACUAUGUUCUACAUCAAAUAAAUGAAACGUGUAUGGCUACAGGAGUCAACGAAUAUAGUGAUGAUGAGAUUCAACUUGCUGCCUUGCUUGCUCAAACGCAUGCACCUGAGGCAUUUUACAUAUCUGUUAAAUUGGGGGUAGAAGGCAUCGGUGAAAUUUUGAGAAGAUCAAUAGCAUCUGCACUGUCCAGAUAUCCCAAUAGUGAACGACUAAACAUGCUCUUGGAGAUUGUUGCAGAGAAAUUUGAUGCAAUAAUAAGUUCAUUCAGUCAUUUGGACAAAGAGUUCUCUUAUAUGAUUCAAAUGACAAAAGCACACAAGUUUCUGGAACAUAUUGAUGGUGUGGCUCAAGGAAAUGGUGUUGGUCUGAAGGCAAAGCUUUCAUGGACCACUUUACAUUCCCUUCUUCACUCUGAAAGAAUUGCUUGCCGACAAAAUGGGUAUAUCUGGUUAGGUGAUCUGCUUAUUGCUGAAAUUAGUGGGGAAAGGGGUGGAAGUAUAUGGGCAAAUAUCAAACACUUUCAGCAGAAAAUUGCUGAUGCUGGAACUCAGGAUUCUUCAGUUGCAUCAAAUGUUCCUUUGCCUAUAUCACUCAUGUGUGGGCUUUUAAAGUCAAAACACAACUAUAUUAGAUGGGGGUUCCUUUUUGUUCUUGAAAGGCUUCUUAUGAGAUGCAAAUUUUUGUUAGAUGAGUACGAAAUGCAACAUGUUAGCAGCACUGAUGGGCCUGAGCGGAAAGAUUGGCAUCUAGAGAAAGCCAAUGCAGUUAUAGACAUAAUGAGCGAGGCUUUGGGGCUGGUGUAUCAGAUAACUGAGACUGACCGUAUCAAUAUUCUAAAAAUGUGCGAUAUACUAUUCUCUCAAUUGUGCCUGAGAGUUCCGCCUGCAACAGCAUUGCCCUUUGGAGAUGAUAUGCAACGUGACCGAAGUUUAAAAUACAUGGGUCAAAAUAAGGAGUUGGAUGGUGAUAAUGGUCUCAAACAAGAUACUUUUCAAUGGGAUGAACUUAACAAAGAAGAUGUUGAUAGAAGAUCUAGCUACUCCAAUAACUUUUAUCUGGAUCAUGAAACUGCAUCAAUGGCAGCACUUCUUCUACAAGGGCGAGCCAUUGUUCCAAUGCAAUUGAUUGCACGUGUUCCUGCUGAAUUGCUAUAUUGGCCAUUAUUCCAGCUGGCUGGAGCAGCAACUGACAAUAUUGCAUUUGGUGUUGCUGUUGGAAGUAAAGGAAGAGGAAACCUGCCUGGUGCUACAUCAGAUAUUCGAGCCACCCUUCUCCUACUUCUUAUUGGUAAAUGCACUGCAGAUCCUGCUGCUUUUGCGGAAGUCGGUCUAGAACAAUUUUUUAGGGAAUUCUUGGAUGACGCAGAUUCCAGGGUAGCAUAUUACUCUUCUGCCUUUCUUCUGAAGCGAAUGAUGACUGAGAAACCAGAAAAAUAUCAACAUAUGCUUCAGAAUCUUGUUGUCAGAGCACAGCAGAGCAACAAUGAGAAAUUGUUGGAGAAUCCGUACCUUCAAAUGCGUGGAAUAAUUCAAUUGGCAAAUGACCUUGGAACUGACUUGUGAUCUUGCUUGACCUGGCUUUCUGGGGGCUAUAUUUAUUAAUUUGGAGUUGUGCAGAAGUAUGGGCAUUAAUGGGCAUUGAAGCUCUGGAUCUUUCAUCAUCUACUAUUCAAUAGAUGGGAUUGAGACACCUAUAUCCAGAUGCAGUUUUGUAAGCUUCCUUUCAGAAACAAGAAUAUUAAUGUUUUUCAAACUGGUGGAGCUUGGAAAAACGGGCCAGCAGGAUAAGGUGUGCUCUUACAUUGGAUUGUUCUGAGAAAUAUUUGGCAAUUAGGAAGAUAAACAAUUGCGUGCUCUAAGGCCUUAAUGCCUGUUGGUCUCCAGUCAAAUUACACGUUUGGUGAGCCAUGUUAUAUUUUGCUAUCGUCUCCUGUCCUCAGCUUGUGUUGGAACUGUUGAGGGGCAUGUUCAUUUGGGAAAACCUGUGUAAGUUUGCUAAUGGACUGAGAGUCAGGGAUUGGUGGCAUUUUAAGUGAAAACCCUUUGUCAAGGAAUAGCUUUUGAGAUCCUUCAAUGUGGAUACAGCUGCUGAAUGUUACUGAUCUGGGCCUUGACGUAUUCUCAGAUGUUGCUGGCAGGCAUGUACUACAUUCUGUUGAGAUUCUGCAUAACUUCACGAAGGUUGUUUCUUCUGUAUAGCAUUGGAUUUUCAUGGAGCCUCCGUCAGUUUUUUCUUGUCAUUUAUGAAGUUGGCCUAUAUGCUUACCUUUUUAACUGGGCAUACAGGGCCUUCAAGGAAAGAGCACUCCAGAUUUGUACAUUGUCACGGUCCAAUCCAAUUUGUUGUUUGGGGCAUCAUAGGAUGUCUACUUUUUAGAGGCAUCCUAUUUGGUCCUUGUUGGCUGUAAAUAUCUUACCUCUUAUCCAUCUUUUCUUCUCUCUCUCUCUCUCUCUCUCUCUCUCUCAUUGAUAUGACACUUAAAUUGCGAAAAUUGUAACAUUUCUUGAGAAAUUAUGUAGAUCUUUGUAGGGUUUUUGCAGCGCAAAGUUUUAUAGGGCAAGUUGGUUUGUGGUUUGAUAAUCUUGAUUCUUGUUUAUGCAGUUAAAAUGUGCAAGUUUUGGACCAUGAUGGAAUGUUUUUGUCAUUUUAUAUCAGUUUCUACUGGAUACCAGAAAUUUAUUGGUUGUUGGAUGAAGACUAAACAUUUAUUUUGGAGAUCUCGCGCGCGCGCGAAUGUACACUCACAUGAAAAGUAUUUUUUUAUUUUUU
This is a messenger RNA of Prosopis cineraria, 5045 nucleotides long. RefSeq lists its product as uncharacterized. NCBI's taxonomy places the organism in Eukaryota, Viridiplantae, Streptophyta, Magnoliopsida, Fabales, Fabaceae. The record is from RefSeq and is a predicted model, not a curated record.